CAACUGAACAGUUUGCACCUUAUUAAUGUUGUGCAGAUACAUUUACUAUAUGUUAACGUUUCAUCAAAUACGAAAGCAGUAAAUUCGGUGAUUCUAUUCAUAUCAAGUAGGACAGCAAGUGAAACCACAUUUAAAUACAACUGUAUACAGUAGGAAUUGAAUAUAGAACAAGUAGACCAUUGUACAAAAUAAGUAAUAUUAACUGUGGUGAACAGUAGUAAUUUAAAGAACGUUUACUGAGUGAGUGAAUUUGCAUUAUGGUUGUGAAAGUUAGUAUACUAUAAACAACCCUGAACAAAAUGGGAUGCUGUGAUGACAGUUGGGUCCCUGUUGAAAAACACUAAUGAAACAGAAUCUUAAAGAAAUUGCAGGCUGCCAUAAAAAUGUUCACAUAUUAAAAUUUGAUGUGAAGGAUUUUAGCAGCUAUGGUGAAUUCAGCAAAUCUGUAGCAGAUAUUGUUGGCGAGGAAGGACUAAAUGUCCUAAUUAAUAAUGCUGGUGUAUCAUCGAAAUUCACUAGGGUAAACCUAGUGAAAUAUGAACAGAUGAUGGAAAACUUUACAGUUAACACUGUGGCUCCUCUAAUGCUAACAAAGGCCUUGUUACCUCUGCUCAAACAAGCUGCACAAAAAAACUCAGCUGAAACAUUUGGUGUAAAGAAGGCAGCAGUUAUUAACAUGAGUUCUGUCCUUGGCUCCAUUGCAGAUAAUAAACAAGGAGGAUUUUAUCCCUACAGAUCUAGUAAGGCUGCUCUAAAUGCAAUCACACGUUCACUGUGUUUUGAUCUAGCUGCAGAUAACAUUCUUGUAGUGAGUAUGCAUCCUGGUUGGGUCAAAACAGAUAUGGGAGGUACAAAUGCUCCCUUAACUGUGGAACAGAGUGUAGGAAGUAUUGUGGAAACUCUUCUCAAACUUGAUAAGUCACACAAUGGUUGUUUCAUACAAUAUGAUGGAAAACAACUGCCUUGGUAACUCCAUCUACUUAAUCUCUGACAAUGUCACUAAUUUUGCAUUUGGCUGAUAAAUUGUUUAGGUAUUCUCGAGCUUGAAGACAAACAGUGCUACUCUCUUUAUAAAUUGCCAUGAAAUUCAGGAGUGAUGGUUUCUUUAAAAAUUGCGUAGGAAUAUGUAAAAUGGGAUGGUGUGCCUUAAAACCUACACUGGUUAUGGAAAAUUGCAUUCCUGAUGUUGUGUAUAAUCCAUCCACAUCUCAGUUUUGUAUAAUAUACAGUGUAACACUUUGCUCCAGAAAAAUUAAAAUUAGCUUUGAUAGACAUAGGUUUAUAUAAACUAAAAUCUGCCAGAAGAAUGAUAUUCCAUGAAGAGUAAAAUAUCUAUCUAAUAAUAUACUUUUGGAAAACUGUGUUGCUUAACUAUAUGAUUGAUCUGUUUUCUUAUGUCAAUGAAAUUUAUCCAUGUUAUCUUCUAAUGUUGAAAAAAAUUGUUUACAUAUUUAUUGAAAUUUAUACAUCUUGCUAUAUUUCAUAAAUGUAUCUGUUAAAGUGUCAAAGACAACUUCAUGAUGUUCAGUGUACUUUUCUAUCAAAUGAGUGUUCUUUUUAAAUGAAUGAGAAUAUUGAGAAUACUCAACAUAUUUUUGUGAGUAUAAAAAUAGUAAAUAUUAAUCUACUGGUAUGAAUAUUCUUCUGGCAUUAGCUUAGCAACUUCAUCAUCAAGUGAUUCACGUAAUGAUGGUCUUGCAAGUUGAGAGAUUACUGGAAGAUUAAGUUUAAUGGUUUUCAUUCUUAAAUAUGAACUUUUAACUGCUGUCAAAUAAUAGAAGAAUACAUUACCAUUGGUUUGCAAUAUUAAAGUGUUCAGUGCUUUCCUUUGCUAGUAUCCCACAUGUUAUAUUCACAAAUAUACUGUUUUCAAACUGUAGCUUGAAGGGAUUGCUUUACUAGUGGCUGGAUGAUAAGUUCCAUUUUUAUCUUUUAUUGUUAGAGGUUGCUACAUAUUCUGGGACCUAAAGCUACAAUUGCAUGUUAACUUUUUCUUAUAAAGCAGCAGUUAGAUGGUUACACUACAGGAGACAAAAACAGGAUUGCAUUUGUUUCUAUCAAUUUGGGCUGAACAUCUGAUGAACAGUUUGUUGUGUGUUUAUUUUAAAAAAAGAAAGAUAUUUUUCUAUGAAAUAUCAUUUUUGCAGGUUUUAACGUAAAUAUUUAUGCUUUUAGUUUAUAUUAGUUUGAAACAUAGAUAUUGUACUGUUAUUACUUUCUACCUUCUUAGUUAUUUAUGUUGUUUUUUUGUGUGAAAUCUGUUCUUAGGAACUGUAG
This is a messenger RNA of Schistocerca nitens (vagrant locust), 2277 nucleotides long. Its product is annotated as C-factor-like. The record is from RefSeq and is a predicted model, not a curated record. NCBI's taxonomy places the organism in Eukaryota, Metazoa, Arthropoda, Insecta, Orthoptera, Acrididae. Bases 344 to 970 code for a protein of 208 amino acids. The transcript is spliced from 5 exons.